AUGCCUUUUCCAUUGACACUUCCAACCACCUCGUCCUUCUCGUUCUCUUCGCACUUCAGCAGUGAUUCACAUCCAUCCCUUCCAUUAUCCGCCAGUACGUAUCGUGGGGUCCUGCGUGAUGCAUUGAAGGAAUACAAGCGUCUCUCACCAUCUGAACAAUCAUCGAAACUCUCGGCCAUACUCCUCAGCCUAAAUAACUAUAUCCCAUAUCUCUUGGCGGUUGAUGCUGGGCUGAGCAGUCAGCAAGUUGCUGGAGAUGAGGUAGAUGUUGUUCUGAAAUCAACGCCACUGCUGGAAUGGAGGCCUACCCUCUCAGACACUGGUAUACCUGGACGUGAGGCUCCACGGCUGAAAGUCCAAUCAAUCGAAUAUGAAAUCUAUUUUGUUCUAUCGACACUCGCAUAUACACAUACUCUGCUCUCACGUGCAUCUCUACAUCCCCUAUACUCGGCCGCAUCCGCAUCACCCAGCACAGAGCAGCGCACGAGUUACAUCACUACAGCUUCGAAAAACCUUCUUUUGGCAGCAUCGAUCCAUGAUUAUCUCGCGACUCGCUCGGAUCAAGUAUCCUCAGAACCACCUUGUAUUGACAUCACAAAAUCAACAUUUAGAGCUCUUGCGUCUCUUGCACUGGCUGAAGCCACUCUGCUUGCUGUACUGAAGGAUGAUCCUUACCCGGCUGCUGUUGCACAGGACCGAAAUCAGAAUGAUAAGGAAUGGAUGAUUAAGGCACCCGAGAUUCCCAAAGUCAAAGCACAUCUCUUCGCUCGUCUAUGUCUUGCAGCAGCCGAGCAUGCAGCAAAAGCAAAGUCGUUGCUGGGCGCCAAGGGUCAAGGCAAAAUAAACCCGGAGCUGUUGAGAUAUGUGGACGAUCUGCGAAGGACUGGCAGAGGAAAGGCCUGUAGAUUUCUUGGCAUUGAUGCAGAACUAGGUGGUCAGACUGGGGCGGGAAUCGCGUGGUUGCGAGCUGGAAAGCACGAACUCGGACUUUCGUCGAAAGAUGACGGAGGUAAGAAAGGGCUAAGCCUUGGGAGGCUCAAAAAAGAAUGGACGGAGAGAAGGGAGGAUAGGAAGAUUGAGAAGGGUGCGGCUUGGGGGUCUGAUGCGGGAAGGUUGGAAGAAGGGAGAGUAUUGGAUAUGCUGGAUGCCAAGUGGACCAAGAUGAAUGAUACUGUCAACACGCAAUCUAUUCCACCAAUUGGACCGCUGAUGGCCACAAUGCCCUCGGGACGCGAAAUCCAUUCAUUGAAGCCUUUCAUACCACCAACUCUCGACUCACAGAUACUGGAAAGUAUGCGUGCACCGCCAGAUCGGGCGGAUGAUUAUGGAAGCGAUGAAAGCUCUGAUGACGAUAAAGAAGAUCGAGCUCCCGCUGGAGCUUUCCCAGGCACUAAAGCUGAUUAUUCAGGUAGUGGAAAUUACUAUUGA
Molecule: messenger RNA, 1428 nt
Organism: Amorphotheca resinae ATCC 22711
Lineage: Eukaryota; Fungi; Ascomycota; Leotiomycetes; Helotiales; Amorphothecaceae
Exons: 2
Coding region: 1-1428 (475 amino acids)
Biological process (GO): cellular response to pH
Cellular component (GO): plasma membrane
Source: RefSeq, a predicted model, not a curated record